This is a messenger RNA of Falco peregrinus (peregrine falcon), 1041 nucleotides long. RefSeq names its product acrosin-like. The record is from RefSeq and is a predicted model, not a curated record. Lineage: Eukaryota; Metazoa; Chordata; Aves; Falconiformes; Falconidae. Gene Ontology annotation, biological process: acrosome reaction; proteolysis. Gene Ontology annotation, molecular function: serine-type endopeptidase activity. The coding region runs from base 1 to 1041 and encodes 346 amino acids. The transcript is spliced from 5 exons.
AUGGAUUUGCUGCGCCUCCUCCUCAUCCUGCUGGCCAUGUGCUGUCCUGCGUACGGCACAUGGGACAGCUGUGGAGGGACCUGCGGGCUCCGGCCCAUGGCUUUUCAGUACGGCACGUCGCGCGUCGUGGGUGGCACAGAUGCCCAGGCAGGGGCCUGGCCCUGGAUCGUCAGCAUCCAGAAUCCCUGGCAAGCGGGCACGGGUCAUACCUGCGGAGGCUCCCUCAUCAGCGCACAGUGGGUCCUGACAGCAGCCCACUGCUUCAUCGAGGCCAGCUACAUCACCAUGUGGCGCGUGGUGAUCGGUGCCACGCGGCUGACUCAGCUGGGCCCUGAGGCCCAGGUGCGCAACAUCAAGCGGCUGCUCCUUCACCAAGGCUACAGUAACAUCACGCAGAGGAACGACAUUGCCUUGCUGGAGCUGGACCAGCCUGUGCAGUGCAACGCCUACGUUCAGCUUGCCUGCGUGCCCGAUGCCUCGCUGAGAGUCUCGCAGCUGAAAAACUGCUACAUCAGUGGCUGGGGUGCCACGACUGCAAGAUCUGGACGAUCAACGGAUGUGCUGCAGGAGGCCCAGGUCCGCCUCAUUGAUGUCAACGUCUGUAACAGCAGCCGGUGGUACAGAGGGGCCAUCCACACGCACAACGUCUGUGCUGGCUAUCCGCAGGGCGGCAUUGACACCUGCCAGGGGGACAGCGGUGGGCCUCUCGUGUGCCAAGACAGCAGUGCAGACUACUUCUGGCUUGUUGGUGUCACCAGCUGGGGGAGAGGCUGUGCCCGAGCCAGGCAGCCCGGAGUCUACACCUCCACUCAGCACUUCUACGACUGGAUCCUGCUACAGAUGGGCCUGCGCCCAGCAGUGAGGGCUACUCCAACAGCACGCGCUUGGAGUCAUUUUGUCACCACCUCAAGCCCCGUUCCGAGGCCAAGGCCCACAGCAGCGCAGUCGGGCGGCUCCUGCCCGUUUCCAGUCCAGAAGCUGCUGGACUUCUUUAGCCGGCUGCAGGAGCUCCUGCAGUACCUAAGGGGAAAAACGGUGUGA